Molecule: messenger RNA, 3758 nt
Organism: Microbotryum saponariae
Lineage: Eukaryota; Fungi; Basidiomycota; Microbotryomycetes; Microbotryales; Microbotryaceae
Source: the annotation of a GenBank genome assembly
AUGUCGAGAACGAUGUCGGGCUCGACGGCGGCGCCUGAGCUCUCGGCGCGCAACGGCGGUGGAAAUGGCGGAGGCGUUGGCGGGGCUGCCGGGGGAAACGCGGCGAUAGCUGCCACCGGCAACAGGCCAGCUGCACCAAGCACCAGCAACAGCGUUGGGAGCACGAGCAGCAACAAACCCAACGACGCGAGCCAGCCCGAAGGCGCGGGAGAAUGGUUCAAUGACGCAUCUGAGGAAGGCGCUGCAUCGCCUGAAUACACUGCCGAUGAUAAACCUCGGCGCAAGCGAAGGGUCAGUUCCAGUUUCCUCGAUGCUCGAGUCUUGGUGGCGGCUCUCAAUUCAGGCUCUCGCUAGCGAGGGGCGCGCGCCGGUCGGCUGUCGUGUGUGUGUCUGUUUCGUGUGGCAAAUGGCUAACGGGCGGCUUUUUCCUAUGAUCCCUGCUUGGCGGUGCCUUGCUCGUCUUGGGCGAUCUUGAUUCGGCAAAUUCCAAUGUCUUGACAUGCUCAGCCCGUCACCUGUGCCCGUGAGUCGGGUCGUUCUAAGCUUCUGCGCGGACUGGGCCCGAUUAGUGGCGCCCGAAGCUAAUCACUGCUAUCGAGGAUCACUAUAUAGAAUGUCGUAAACGGCAAGUUGGAACUCACCUUGACUUUAGGACUGCGCUGCAUCUCUAGCCGGAAGGCAUGCUUGACGGGGAGUAAAGCUAAUCUCCGAUAUUUCUGACCGGAGUCGACAGCAAGCUCAAAUGCGAUCGCGGCUCACCAUGUGGUGUAAGUCGAACCUCUCCCAUCUAGACUUGGGCUCUCGAGCUCCUUUAUACCUCGCGCGCGGGGAGCUCGCGUAUGCGCGUGCUCAGUCUUGCUCGAUCAUGCUCGGGUCAUGCUACUCGCAUGAUACAACAACUUUCUGGCCAGACCAGGUGCCUCCUAUCCCGAGCUCCACUGACCUCUGUUCUGUGGCUCCCCCCCCGGUUCCCUGACAUGCUUGCCCGCACGUAUCUCGUUGAUUCUGCGCCGCGCCACCCUCCGCACCGCUCUCGUCAACGCACGCUCUUCUUCGCGUUCCCAUGUUACCCCGCAUGGCCGUCACAAUAGGCUUGCCGAGAUCGGCAGGAAGGUCACCUGUGCGAAUGGGAGGGAGCUGUUCGAUUGCCGUGAGUUGACGGCUUUGCUGUGUGCGGAAGCUGAGCCGCUGGGCUCCGCUGACACGCUAUUGUCAUCAUGGUUUGCAGCAAUCCGGCUUUUACUCGAGAUCAGGAAGCACAGGAUUUGAGGCAUCAAUUGGAUAGGCUUGAGGGGCUGCUCAACAUUCUGAGCGGGAGCGAGGGAGAGAAGCCGCGGGCCAAUGCCGAAGUCGCCGCUGCGCGUGCUCUCGGGAUGCUGUCCGUACGUGUAACCCAGACCGCUUUUGAGCGUCGAUCGGCGGUGACUCUUGUUUUUUGGAGUUGCUGAUUUGAUCCUGUUUGUUUGCAUGCUUCACAGGGUACAUCUAAUGGCGGGAGUGCGGACAGUCGUGGGUCUGUGAACGGGGGUGUGGGGGCCGACGCGGUCGAUCGGAUCGCGCAGCUGUUGCCUGACCAGCACGAGGUACGCCCGCCUUCGGAAACGUCGCGCAAAUCGGGUGGCAUCGUAUGCAGGAUCACUGACAACAUCAAAUUACAUUAUUUGUAGCUCGAUCUGGCCAUCGAGCAGUUCCUCUCCGACGUUGUACCCUUUCUGCCCAUCUGCCACGCCCCUUCCUUCAGCGCGCGCUUGCGUCAGUUCGACGAUAAGAAUGCACUUGAGGAUCCUGCGCUCCUCGCUAUCGUGCUGGGUAUUCUUGGCUUAUACUCUAAUAGCCAAUCUAUCGAAGAUGUACCACGGUCGAGGUUGUCCUCUGGUCGCGCUUUGCUGAACGGUGCGAAGACCGCCCUGAAGCUUGCAAAGUAAGCACUUCGCUCGCGAUGGGCGAACCUGUCUAGCUUUCGCAGCUGCUGAUACUACGGCCGUCCGUACUGUCAGCUACGCUGUCUCUCCAUCACUCGACUCGCUACGAGCACAGCUGAUCAUUCAUUAUCACGAAACGUCGCAAGACUUGCCCGAGGCACCGUUCUCGCUCGAUGCGAUCAUUAGGUCAGCGCAGGUGAGUCGAUCGCUCUUUAUUACUGUCAUCAUAUCAGACGUUGAGUGCCCGUUCCGCUAUGAAAAUACCAGAACCUUGGUCUGGUAAGCCUCUUGCUCGAAAAUUCGCAAUCGACGCCGAACGACUCAACCCCCGGCGAAACCCUUGUUUGCCCCACAGCAUUGCGAUUCAAACUCCUACCGUCUGUUCAACUGCAUCGAGCUGGAGGAGAGACGGCGCAUCUGGCACUACAUCAUCUCCGUCGACUGGUUGUGAGUCACGCGGGGUUACCUGACAAGUCAUCAGCCCGGCUGACCCGUCCAUCCUGUUUCGCAGAAGCAAUGGCGGGCGAACCUAUACAUGCAGUUCCUACCAAUACGACACCCGAUUUCCAGCCAAUGCAUUUGACGUCGACAUCACCCACGAUGCCGUAGGGCAACGCCCUUUCGGAGCCGCGACUCCGACGCUGUACAUUUCUCAUCUCGCCCAGAUCGCCUCCGCUUCGCGAACCAUCACCGAACGGAUCUUUGCCGUUCACACGCCGUUGCCUGUGACGUGGCAUGCGAUCCUGCAGCUCAGCGAAGAGUUGAACCGGAUUGAAGCGACAUUUCCAGGAUCGUUCCUGCUCGACUGGAAGGGGGAGGUGGUUCGACCUUUGGACCCGCAGAGCGCGUCGCUCGAUAUGAUUCGCAUCAAGGUGCGCUUACAAUUGCUCAGGCAGCACCUACGUCUCAACAGGUCAUUGUGAGUCCGGUCUGCACUAGCGUGGGAUCGCUGCGAAAUCUGUGGUGCUAAGCCAUUGCUCUCUUGCGGGCGUAUCAGUUUGGUCCGGGGGUGCUCGGACCCUCGCUUCAAGGAAGGAAGCGCAAAAUGUUGCUGGGCUGCGUGAGUGUCAUGUCACACGCUUCAUUCAUGCAAUGCUUUGGACUGACCAGUGGAAACCGCUCUUUCGUCUAGACACCAAAUUUUGUCCAUCUUCAGAGGCUACGAGCAGCACCCGAAGCUCUCUUCUUCCGCCGAAGUCACCCAUCACGCCUUGAACGCCAUCCUCGUACUUGCCGUUGAUCUAUUGCGUACGUCACAAUACUUCCACGUCGCGAAUGCACAAUUGAUUUAGUUCAUCUGCACUUUUCGUUACAUCCCCACGUUAUCCAGAGGACCCCGAGGGACCUGGCAACGAUUUCACGAGGCGGCAGCUGACGGCCUCGAUCGCGAUCCUCGAAGGUCGACAAACGCACCCCGUACCCUUCGAGCUUCAACGUGAAUGCAUACGCGUCGCCUCCUACCUGAUCCGCCAAUCCUCUGGAGGACCCGAACGAUCACGCAAGCGCACGACACCAGGAGGAUUCCCCCGUACCACUGGUUCCGAACACCCUUCAACGACUUUGGCUCCCAUCCUCUCCGGUCCUACUUCAAUGCGAGGGAUCGAAAUGCCUUUCACGGUUCCGAUGCCGUUGACGAUCGCGUUGGAUCCAUUUGGGAGUCGAAGGGCGGCUCUAAUGUCCCCUUCGAACCAGAAUGAGAUGGCUGCGCUUUGGAAUGGUUUAAGGCGCUGGAAGGGGAUGUAUGGACUUCCUGAUCUCAGGGAGGUCGAUGAAUUGGUCAAGAUCUCCAUGGGAGGUCGGGCCUUUAGCGAAGGGAUCGAUUUAUUACAACCCUAA